CUUUAAAACAGCAGACAGAAAGUUUCAGAGGUUGAUUUCAUGUUCCAGGGUUUUUUUUUUUGCCGGUUUCACCUACAGGACAAAGAUGUUGAAAGUUGUCUUUCUGUUUUCUGGCGCUCUUUUAGGCUUUGCAGUCAGUCAAAAACUCCUUGGGGGCCUAGAGAAGAUAGAGGAUGCAGGUAACGAUGAGGGGUUCCAGAGAGCGCUGCAGUUUGCCGUUGUCCAACACAACAACAGGACCAAUGACACACACAUCCGCCAGGUCACUAAGGUGGUGUCAGCUGAGUCUCAGGUUGUGGCUGGGACAAGGUACAUCAUGACUGUGAUUCUGGCAAGGACCGGCUGUGAAAAGGGGCAACCAGCAGGAAACUGUACCGUCCACAAUGAGCCACAGCAGGCUCAGCCCUACCAGUGCACAUUCAGCGUGUGGAGUCGUCCGUGGCUCAGCGAUACCCGGCUGACCGAUGAGAAGUGCACAAGUGACCAACCUGCUUCAGAGUGAAAAACAUUUUACGGUUGAAGAUCUUCAAAGUGUUGCUAUGUUUGAAUCUUCUCAAGGUCCUGACAUCUUUUAAAAUUUAGUGUUUUCAGAAACCUCCACAAUAUAAAAGCUUUGUUAGCUGCAAAUAAAAAAAAAACUUGCUAAAAGAAAGGUUUUUUUAGCAUACGAAAAUCCAUACGGUUUUCAAAUAAAGUAACAUUUAAGCUUCUCUGAA
Messenger RNA from Fundulus heteroclitus (mummichog), 716 nucleotides. RefSeq names its product cystatin. Lineage: Eukaryota; Metazoa; Chordata; Actinopteri; Cyprinodontiformes; Fundulidae. The transcript is spliced from 3 exons. Bases 86 to 502 code for a protein of 138 amino acids. The record is from RefSeq and is a predicted model, not a curated record. Gene Ontology annotation, molecular function: cysteine-type endopeptidase inhibitor activity.